Molecule: messenger RNA, 1761 nt
Organism: Phycodurus eques (leafy seadragon)
Lineage: Eukaryota; Metazoa; Chordata; Actinopteri; Syngnathiformes; Syngnathidae
Product: MOB-like protein phocein
Exons: 9
Coding region: 244-1023 (259 amino acids)
Cellular component (GO): cytoplasm; mitochondrial matrix
Molecular function (GO): protein-folding chaperone binding; protein folding chaperone; metal ion binding
Source: RefSeq, a predicted model, not a curated record
UAGUCGACAUUCGUUUGGGAAAUAUGAAAUUGUUUGUAUUUAGCUGAAACGUCAUGGAAUUUCCUCACUCUUUGCAGAGCAAAUGAAGGUCGCACGCCGGGCGCAUGCGCACAAGCCUUCUGGACGUUUCCUUUCCUCACGUGGAGCGAUUCCCCUUGAUCAGGUUGGCAUAUCCACGCUCUCCGAGAACAACCCCGAGUGGCAGCCACACGUCGUCGAUCUUCAGACGUCAUAGAUUAAGUUAUGGCCUUCAGAAAAUUCCUGCCGCUGUUCGACCGCGUGCUAGUGGAGCGUUUCACGGCGGAGACAGUGACCAAGGGGGGCAUCAUGCUGCCUGAGAAGUCUCAAGGCAAAGUGCUGCAGGCCGCAGUGUUGGCAGUCGGGCCUGGAUCUGUCAACCAGGAUUUCUACAACUGGCCGGAUGAGUCAUUUGAGGAGAUGGACAGCACCCUGGCUGUUCAACAGUACAUUCAGCAGAACAUCCGCUUGGAUUGCUCCAAUAUCGACAAAAUCCUGGAACCCCCCGAGGGUCAGGAUGAGGGGGUGUGGAAAUACGAGCACCUCAGACAGUUCUGCUUGGAGCUCAACGGACUAGCGGUCAAACUGCAGAGCGAGUGCCAUCCAGACACAUGCACCCAGAUGACGGCCACUGAGCAGUGGAUCUUUUUAUGCGCCGCCCACAAGACCCCCAAAGAGUGCCCCGCCAUCGACUACACCAGGCACACACUGGACGGAGCGGCCUGUCUUCUCAAUAGCAACAAAUACUUUCCAAGCAGGGUGAGCAUCAAGGAGUCGUCGGUGGCUAAGCUGGGUUCGGUGUGUCGCCGCAUCUAUAGGAUAUUCUCUCACGCCUACUUCCACCACCGCCAGAUAUUUGACAAAUAUGAGAAUGAAACGUUCCUGUGUCACCGCUUCACGCGCUUUGUGAUGAAGUACAACCUGAUGUCCAAGGACAACCUGAUCGUGCCCAUCCUGGAGGAGGAGGUGCAGAACACCUCGUCGGCCGGCGAGAGCGAGGCCUGAGGGAGACCCACGUGAACACGGCCACACCCACACACUACUGUACAGUGUACUAAGACCCCCCCCCGCCCGCACCAUGUUCCUCCGUUGUCAACAUUGUCGAGCAUAAAAGGAAACCUGCGGGACAAUUUAGUUACCUUCUCGUUUGUCAAAAAAGUACCACACUUCUCCUUUAGGGAACAUUUUAUCUUUUGAGCAGCUGGAUUUGCAAAAAACUAAACAUAAUCACAGUGAUCUAUCUGUAUUGUUGACAAAGACACACACUGACAGACACCUCUGUGUAAAUAAUAGCCUAUUUGAUCAUGUUUCUGACACUGCUUCACUGUUCUCUUUUUCUACGUCUGCUUUGGUUUCGCUCUUUGCUUUGUGUAGCCUGCCAUUUUGUGCAGAGAGGUGGUGGGGGCUCAAUCAGUAAUUUAGCUUGCCGACUUGUAGAGGCUCCGAAGAAAAACCUUCUCAAAUGUAGGCGUGACUCAUGCGUUAGUGAACAACCAAGAACUCCUAGCUGUCCAAGUGUGCUCCUGAUAUUCUUGAUGUUCAUAACGUGGCUGAAAAGUCCGCUUAUAAGGCGUAACGUCGGCCAUGUUUACACAACGCCAAACAGCGCCUAAUUAAGUUAUUUUGCUUAAUCCAAUCCACUUAUGUUUUUUUAAAUGGACCUAAAAAAAAAAAAAAUUUAAAAACUUUGUUACUGUUUGUGACAUUUUCAUGUCUGUUAAUAAAAGACUUAUUAUUCUGGAA